CUUGGGUGCGUUUUUGUCGUGAAGGCGAGAACCGGCGGCACCGCUUCUACCGCAGGGCUCUGGGUCCAGCGGCGCUGCCCUGUGGCCGUAGCGCUCCCGCGAGGCAGGGGACGGCGGCGCGGUGCCGGUGAGCAAAGAGAGCAGGGUGCGCCCGCCUGCCUGCGCGGGCCGGCUCGCCACGGUGCCCUGUGAGAAGCGAGAGGGAGCGGGAGGCGGCGGCCGCGGGGAGGAGGGCGCUGCCAUCGUCCUGCUGCACGGCAAGGCCAGCUUGGCGAGCCUGGCCAUGGCUGCCAUCCGCAAGAAACUGGUGGUGGUGGGGGACGGUGCCUGUGGCAAGACUUGCCUCCUCAUCGUCUUCAGCAAGGACGAGUUCCCCGAGGUCUACGUGCCCACCGUCUUCGAGAACUACGUGGCGGACAUCGAGGUGGACGGCAAGCAGGUGGAGCUGGCCCUGUGGGACACGGCCGGCCAGGAGGACUACGACCGCCUGCGUCCCCUUUCCUACCCGGACACCGAUGUCAUCCUCAUGUGCUUCUCUGUGGACAGCCCGGACUCGCUGGAGAACAUCCCGGAGAAGUGGGUGCCCGAAGUCAAGCACUUCUGCCCCAACGUCCCCAUCAUCCUGGUGGCCAACAAGAAGGACCUGCGGAACGACGAGCACGUUCGGAACGAGCUGGCCCGCAUGAAGCAGGAGCCGGUGCGCACCGAGGACGGCCGGGCCAUGGCCAUUCGCAUCCAGGCCUACGACUACCUGGAGUGCUCGGCCAAGACCAAGGAGGGUGUCCGAGAGGUCUUCGAGACUGCCACCCGGGCAGCCCUGCAGAAGCGCUACGGCACCCAGAACGGCUGCAUCAACUGCUGCAAAGUGCUAUAGGGCGUGUCUGGAGCGCGGCGCUGGGCACAGCGCCUGGGUCACCUGUUGGCAGGUGGAGAGGAGCUGGGUUGUACACGCACACGGCAUCUGCCCGUCCCCUCCGCUAGGGACUGGCUGUG
Molecule: messenger RNA, 993 nt
Organism: Agelaius phoeniceus (red-winged blackbird)
Lineage: Eukaryota; Metazoa; Chordata; Aves; Passeriformes; Icteridae
Gene: RHOB
Product: ras homolog family member B
Biological process (GO): small GTPase-mediated signal transduction
Molecular function (GO): GTP binding; GTPase activity
Source: RefSeq, a predicted model, not a curated record